Brassicogethes aeneus is the source of this 1034-nucleotide messenger RNA. Lineage: Eukaryota; Metazoa; Arthropoda; Insecta; Coleoptera; Nitidulidae. The record is from the annotation of a GenBank genome assembly.
UUAUUGACGUUUCGAAACAUCUGAAAAGAUCAUUUUCUAUGCCUUGGAAUGUCAAUGUUCCUUCACUUAAUUUUUAAUUCUUCAGAAAUUCCAUUGUGAUAGCAAGUGUUGAAUAACAUCAUCAAAGUUUUUUAUUGAAGAAGUAGCAUGUCUGUGUCGCAGUUUUUGGAAGGAUUGCCUUCUUACAACGAGAAUAAUUUCUCGAAAUUCCAUGUGGAUAGCAAUAGUAGGUCUUCUUUAAAAAGGCCCUCUGUAUAUGUGCCCACUAGAGAGUAUCCAUCUGAGCAAAUAAUUGUUACAGAGAAAACGAGUAUUUUACUGAAGUACAUGCAACAACAUUGGGAUAAAAAAGUUAGUAGCUCAGUGAAGAAGAGGGAUCUAACAACGGAUGAAGAACCAUCACGGAAGAGGCCAAGGUCUGAGUAUCCUUCGUAAACAUCCUAAUGUGAUUAAGAUUUUUGUAAAUGCCCCUCCUGACCAUUUACAUUAAGAUAUAAUGGACUAUGUUAAGCAUAAGAAUUGAAAAUGUACAAAUACUUUUUAAGUUAUAAUUCCAAAUUAAUUCUAUGCAUUUGCAGUUGUUUUGUAAUUCUUAUAUAGCAAUACUAUAUAUAUUUUGUCGUGUAUGAUAAAAUGUAACAUAUUUAAUAAAUGAAACCAAAUAAGGAAUAUGUUUUAUUUUAUUAAUACUUUAUUAUAGUGAUGGACUAAAAAAAAUAAAAUUAUAUUCUUAAUAGCUAUGUAUUCAAAGGUGUUCCGGGAGACCCCACAACAUCAAUUAUUUCCGAGUUAAUUUUCCCGGUUUCAUUCUCCAUUGUUGUCGACAACAACUGAGGUGGAAUGGCCAGAGUCUAGAACAAACACAUGGCUAUUUGGCAUUAGAUUUUUUUGGCUUUCACCUUUCCCGGGGUUAGGGCUUCGUACUGAUGCCUUAGAGAUUGUAACUCGAACUCGCAAGUACCCAGAGCCGAUUUAAUUUCCAUUAAUAGCACCAUAUCACUCCUGAGUUCGUUGAAAUGCUGGCAAAUAUCUUC